AUGUUUGUUGCUGCGGCUGUUGUCCGGCCAACCCGGCCCAGUUCCCCCCCAAAUAAUAAACCCCGACACACACACGGACUAUGUACGCUGGGCAUAGCCAGGCACAUACAUACAAUACAAUACAAUACAUACAUACAUAGCACCACCUCCUCCACCGCCGCCGCCGCUUCUAAUCUACCCUCUGAUCGAUCAUCCCCAAUCUCAUUUCCCUCGCCCUCUUCCACCCCCCUUCACAAUCGCCCUGCGAGGCGCUACUUCACUGUACAGGCACGCACCAUGGACACCAGCUACCUCGCCCAGCAAGUCACCACCAUCAUCGGCCAGCUGCACGGCCUGUUCGACGACAUCGGCGUCCCCAGCCACGAGCGCGACUCGCGUGAGGCAGAGGUCUUCUCUGCCCUAUCCGAGACAUUACACAACCACCUCAAGCAGGUCACCAAUGAGAAGCAUGAGAUGACCGAGGAGGCCCAUCGCCUGAUGAAGACGAUCAAGCAGAUGGAGUCCUCGCUCGAUGACAACAAGCGUAGCAGCCCCAACUACGAAGAUCACGACGGCUUCGAGGUCACAUACCCUCUGACCUGCUGCAUCAAGGAGCUGAAGGAGAAGCACACCCACAUCAGCAAGCUGCACCGCGAGCGCUUUGAACAAGUCCGAAAACUCGUCGAGGCCCUAGACUCGUACGCCUCACAUUUCGAAUCUUCCUUCGUCCAGAUUAAACUCCCUCCCACUGCACCUGGUGCCGUCGUUUCCCCUUCCUUCGACAUCUCCCCCUCCUACGUCGACUCCCUAGACCGAGAGUUCAGCCGUGUCUACGAGGAGUACAACCGCCGUAUAAACACCGUCCAGAUCACAAGUCAGGAAAUCAUCCAGCUAUGGGCUGAACUCGGUACCCCACAAGCUCAAACGGAUACCGCAAUCGUGCAAAACUAUCGCGAUACUCCCGAACAGCUCGGUCUUCACAAAGACGACCUCGCUCAACUGAAGGCUAAGAAGGAGCGUCUAAUGGAAGAGAAGCGGGGCCGAGAACGCAAACUGGGCCAGCUUCGCUCCACUAUUGAAGAUCUCUGGGAGCGCCUUGGGAUUGAGCAGCAUGAACGUAAGCAGUUCUUGUCGAACAACCGGGGUUGUGGUCUGCGCACCAUCAACGAGUUUGAAGGUGAACUGGCUAGAUUGAAUGAGCUCAAGCGUCAAAAUCUUCACCUUUUCGUGGAAGAAGCGCGGGUCAAACUACAGGAACUGUGGGAUGCUUUGUACUUCUCCGAGGAAGAGAUGCUCGACUUCACCCCUGCCUUCUCAGACGUCUGCAGUGACGCGCUCCUUUCCGCGCAUGAAGCUGAGAUCAACCGCCUGGAGGCACUCAAAGAACAGCGUCUACCCAUCCUUCAGAAGAUUGACCGUCACCGUGAGCUCGUCAAAGAGCGCGAUGAUCUCCAACAGUCGAGCCAGGAUGCCUCGCGUCUUAUGGGCCGUGGUCAGAAGGGAGAGAGGCGUGAUCCGGGAAAGCUGCUUCGCGAAGAGAAAAUGCGGAAACGCAUCGCCAAGGAGUUGCCCAAGGUCGAAGCCGAGCUUCGCAAAACGCUUGAGAGGUGGGAAGACGAAUACGGUCGUCCUUUCCUGGUGCUCGGCGAUCGCUAUCUGGACGAGCUGUAUGCGUGCGAGUCUAGGGCUCCACCACCUCGAUCCAAGACUCCCAAUCCUGGAUCUAUGCCCCCUUCAAGAACACAUUCAAAAUCGAUCUCUUCCACCAGCCGGCCCGCCUCCGUUCGUGGGCCACCACCACCCAGCCGUGCGAAGACGCCUGUCAGCAGCACUUUCGGUGCCAGCGUGUCGCGGAACCCGCUCGCCAGCUCUAUGUCGGCUGCGUCGCAAAAGAGUCCAUCCAAGAUUCCGUCGCGAGCACCAUUGAAAACCAUGCCCCACGGAGGAAACUCGCCUGAGCGACGGCCUGCUAUGCACAAGCGUGGAGAGUCCUCCACCAUUCGGAGUAUGCCUCCGCCAAUGGCUCCUCCUCCACGCAUGAAGGAUCUGUUCGUUCCACCCGAGCCAGCCCCAACCCCAACAAAUCGAUUCGAGUUCAACCGCGGCGAGCGUAGCGAUAGUAUUGUUCGGUCAGUUCCACCAGAGGAUCCCUACGACGAUCGAUCCUUCUUGUCACAAACCAUACGAGCGGACUACACGAACCCAUACGCUCCCCCACCUGCAGCCAGCAGACAGAUCUCGAAUGCUUCCUCGAACGAGACGGCUAUGACAAUGCAAUCAGGGUCCGAGAACUGGGAGACAUUCAGCGAGCGCUCAGAUGAGCCCCCGGAGCGUGACGUAGAUUUACACUACUAUCGCCAACAGGCUGCGCGGAGCAAACGCUACACACCUGAAGGUGGCCAUGCUGCCUCCCCUCGCGCAGUGCACGGAAAGAAGAUACGGAGUGUGCGUCCGGUCGAGAGUGACUACAUGGUGCAAGAAGGAGAUCACAUGGUGCGCGUCAUUGAGGGCAGUGAAGCAGGCUGGACUGACGAUGGCGACUACUGAGUAUUCGUACUCGCAACAUUCCUUCCCCUCUUUCUCCUACGACCAUUCAUGUCUGAUGUACCUCGUCACGAGCGAUGUUCCAAAACGACGACGGAACGUGUAAUCAUUCCAUGUGUUGUCCUGCAUUGAUGACCAACCGUCUCUCUCAGCUGCAUCUUGCAUACACACGCUUCUGCUGGCCCAUUUUAUUUGUCUCGGCUUUUCUUUUCUCGUCCAUUCUGGCUGGCUGUUUAUUAUACCUCUUGUUUGUAAUUCAUCGCAUUGAGCAAGGCCGCAACCCGUGUCUUGACAGCUUAAAAGUUUAUCCGUUUCACAUACCUUCCAUUCCACAACCGGAUCCGUGGACCCAUGGGAUUUCCGUUCCAUAACGUCGCUUAUGAGCGCGUGAGGGUAUCUUGUGUUCGGAACUAUACUGGUCUGUAAUUGUCUAUUCAACCUCCUCUUCUCGUUGUCUGUUUGUUCAUCUGCCCGUCUGUUUCACGCCUCAGUACAACGCGCGUAUACCAAAGCGUCUAUCCAUUUUCUAUCCGGGAAACAAGGGAACGGCGAAUUUUGGCGUUCUCUCUUUUCUUUUCUUUUUUCUACUCUUCAUCUUUUUUUCUUGCUUUCCCUAUCCGGGAAAUCCGUCAAGACUCUCUCAAGAGAUGGAACUUGAUCGUUUUUCCAUUUCUAUAUCCUUCCCAACUUUCCUUGCUUCUUGUCUGUCUUUCUAGCUUCUCUGUCUGUCCUCUUUGCUUCAUGGAGAUGAGUUAUGGUGGGACUUGGGAUGGCUCAUGGCGGCGGUAUUGAAAUGAGAAUGAGAUGUGUAUUGGGUACUUCUAUGUACUAUAUUACAUCUUUCUCCCUUAACCUUUUUGUCUCUCUUCUUCUGUGACGCGAGAGCGAGUAGCUAGCGCUGAAUCCCAAUCCCAAUGUUUCUACACCAAAAAAAAAAUGCUUUUCCUGAUCUUGUGACAAUCCUUGUAAUACUAAACCUACAACCCAAAAUAUCUUCCCCCAUUCCUUCAUCUCUACGACAACAACAACCGAGCU
Periconia digitata is the source of this 3558-nucleotide messenger RNA. The record is from the annotation of a GenBank genome assembly. Lineage: Eukaryota; Fungi; Ascomycota; Dothideomycetes; Pleosporales; Periconiaceae.